AUGGAGCCAGCACGCCCCCGCCGAUUCAUUCUCUUCAGCUGCCCGCGGACGGCUUCGAAUCUGCUUGUGCGGAUUCUGAAUUUGCAAAACCAGCCUGAACUGGCCAAGCCACCACCUCAAGGUGGCUACUACUUCUUGCCUUCGAUCAUGAAAGCCAACGACCUUAUGGUCCGCGAGAAGCACAUGAAGGAAUGGACGGAGGAAGAACGAUCUGAAAUGCAGCAAGUCUACCAAGCUGGCUUCGAUGAAUUCCAAAAAUACGUAAACGGUGCUCAGGACAGUGGGAAAAUAGCAUUUAUCAAAGAGCAUUCCACUAUGUUUGCUGAACCGACUAAUAUCUGCAAAAUGAUGUUCCCAAACGACGAGGUUAGAGAAGAGCCAUGGCUUCUCCAAAUGGCCAACUCAAUCGACGAAACACCAAUGCGCUCGUCACUUAACGAGACGAUGCUGCCAGACCAGUUCCUCAACACCCUCCUACCGGCAUUCCUCGUCAGGCAUCCCGCACUUUCAUUUCCUUCAUUUGAAAGGCAGAUGGGCAAGUUGACAGAUGUUUUCACUGUGGUAUCGCCAGAGCGGAAAGUGCAGAUGACCUACAAGUGGAGCCGCUCCCUCUAUGACUACUAUGCCAACUUGUUGAGCGAGUCCGAACCUGUGGGAGACGACGGCACCACUUGGCCACUGGUUCUCGAAGCAGACGACAUCAUCAAACAGCCCGAGGUUGUUAUACGGUUCUGUGAGCUGAUGGGGUUGGACAAAACAAAGUUACUAUUCUCGUGGGAAAAAGUAAGCCAGGAGCAGUUGGAAAAGAUGUCUAAAGGGAUGAAAACGAUGCUUGGAACAUUGAACAGCUCGGAUGGUAUCAACACAAAUAAUGUUUCUUCGGACAUAGAUAUUGAUGUAGAGGCCAAGAAGUGGAAAGAAGAGUUUGGAGAAGACGUCGGUGCGGAGAUCGAGCAACAUGUAAGGAACGCGAUGCCUGAUUAUGAGUUCUUCAAGAGCAAGAGGUUGAGACCAGCGUGUACAACCAACAUCAACAUUUAG
Messenger RNA from Venustampulla echinocandica, 1041 nucleotides. RefSeq lists its product as uncharacterized. The record is from RefSeq and is a predicted model, not a curated record. The coding region runs from base 1 to 1041 and encodes 346 amino acids. The transcript has a single exon. NCBI's taxonomy places the organism in Eukaryota, Fungi, Ascomycota, Leotiomycetes, Helotiales, Pleuroascaceae.